UGUGGUCUUCGCGGCCCCGCGGAGCGCAGCGCGGCGUCGGCACCGGCAGGGGCACCGGCGCGGCUUGGGCUCGGGCUCGGGCUCCGGCUCGGGCUCCCGCGGCGUGGGCUGGGCAGCAGCCGGGCGGCGGCUCCGCGGCGCAGGGCAGGGGGCGUCCGCGGGUCCGCGCCCUCGGGCGGCGGCGUCUCCUGGGUCCCGGCAGCCGUCCGCGUGCCCGGGCGCAGGGCAGGUGGGUGCUGAGAAGCUGGCCAAGAGAGGGAAGGUCCCCAGGUCUGCACCGGGAAGGGCUGGCCCCACGGCAUCUCUCUGGCUCCUGAGUGGAGAGGGUGACAGGCAUCACACACCUUGCCCAGUGCUGCUCACUGGGGUCUUCCAGGGUGACUUGGCCUCAUCCUGAGGGUGAGCAGACACUCUUUGGCAUUAGGCAGCCUCUGGGAACGGACAUCUGAACUAGGCUGACCAGGUCAGGCCUGAGACCGGCUCUCCCAGGUGUUCAUGGUGUGAGAAGUUGUCUUGGAUUGGACUUGCUCUCCAACUAGCCAUGGAUUUGGACUCAAUUCCCCAGAGGCAACUGAGCUGGAAGAUCUGGGGUUGCAUAUUAUUAAAGUGUAGAGCUGCAAUGAGAUGUCCCCAUCCCUGAUGAGGAAAGAAAUAACACAGAUGACAAUGAACAGAUGUGUGAAGGAAGCUGGAAGCUACGGUGGUCACUGGGCAAGGAGCUGUCAGGGGAGACUCUCUCCUCUCCCCACUGGGGAAAUGGGGAGUUGUCACUAGGUAGCUGUGAGGAUCAAAUGUUUGAAGCAGUGCUUAAUAAACUGCCAGUCACUCUGCAAAUGUUUGGUUUUCCUAAACAAAUCCUUUCACAGGGACCGACGGCACUUGAUAAUGUGACAAAAACCAGCCUCUUCCACCCCACUGCAGUGACUUUUGCCUGAAAGUGGAGCAGUGGGCACGGCCAACCUUGUCGUUCAUCAAUGCCGCCCCUGGCAGGAUCUGAGGAUUGGUGGCAGCCAUGCCUCCCCCUGCCCCAGCCGCUCCUUCCCCCCCACGCUAAUCUGCAUGGUGUGGGUACCCUUGGGACCCCCGAGGACUGAUUGUCUGAUCUUGCUUCACACCCCCAGUAAGGACUCCCCCAAGAUGUCGCUCGAGUGGCUGGUGGCCUGGAGCUGGUCGCUGGAUGGCCUGAGGGACUGCAUCGCCACCGGCAUCCAGUCCGUGCGGGACUGCGACACCACCGCUGUCAUCACUGUGGCCUGCCUCCUGGUCCUGUUCGUGUGGUACUGUUAUCACGUGGGCAGGGAGCAGCCCCGGCCCUACGUCUCCGUCAACUCCCUCAUGCAGGCUGCCGAUGCCAACGGGCUACAGAAUGGCUACGUGUACUGCCAGUCCCCCGAGUGCGUGCGCUGCACCCACAACGAGGGCCUCAACCAGAAGCUGUACCACAACCUGCAGGAGUACGCCAAGCGCUACUCCUGGUCUGGCAUGGGCCGCAUCCACAAGGGCAUCCGUGAGCAGGGCCGGUACCUCAACAGCCGGCCCUCCAUCCAGAAGCCCGAGGUCUUCUUCCUGCCCGACCUGCCCACCACGCCCUAUUUCUCCCGGGACGCACAGAAACAUGACGUGGAAGUGCUGGAACGGAACUUCCAGACCAUCCUGUGCGAGUUUGAGACGCUCUACAAAGCUUUCUCAAACUGCAGCCUCCCGCAAGGAUGGAAAAUGAACAGCACACCCAGCGGGGAGUGGUUCACCUUUUACUUGGUCAAUCAGGGGGUUUGUGUUCCCAGGAACUGUAGGAAGUGCCCACGGACGUACCGCUUGCUCGGAAGCCUUCGGACCUGUAUUGGGAACAAUGUUUUUGGGAACGCGUGCAUCUCUGUGCUGAGCCCUGGGACUGUGAUAACGGAGCACUAUGGACCCACCAACAUCCGCAUCCGAUGCCAUUUAGGUCUGAAAACUCCAAAUGGCUGUGAGCUGGUGGUGGGGGGAGAGCCCCAGUGCUGGGCAGAAGGGCGCUGCCUUCUCUUUGAUGACUCUUUCCUGCAUGCUGCGUUCCAUGAAGGUUCAGCAGAGGAUGGCCCACGGGUGGUUUUCAUGGUGGAUUUGUGGCAUCCAAACGUCGCAGCGGCCGAACGGCAGGCCCUUGAUUUCAUCUUUGCUCCGGGACGAUGAGAGUAUUUCCCGUGCUGGAGUCGGCGAGAAGGGCCGAGGCGGGGCCUGGGCAGACUGUGGUCCGGUCCAGUCCCUACCAGUGUUACGUUUCCAUGCUCAGAAACCUGCCUCAGCGGAAAGCUCUUAUUUGGGAUUUUAUAUCAUGUCGGGUCCUUCUUUCCCUUGGUUAUUGUAAAUGGAAACUUUUCAGCUUGUAUUUCCUUAGAUUUUUUGUUUUCCUUCCAAUCAUUUGCUUCAGAGACUCCUUUCUGGCCUAACAGCACAUUCCUUUGAUUGGUCCUUGAGUGACCAGAGACUUAGUGCCCUUGUAAGUCUGUCUUCUGUUGCUACUUGGUUUUUUCAGUGCUCUGAAAUAGAGUAACUAAAUGGUUAUUUGUCUGAAUAUAAUAAUGUAAAACUU
Molecule: messenger RNA, 2569 nt
Organism: Symphalangus syndactylus (siamang)
Lineage: Eukaryota; Metazoa; Chordata; Mammalia; Primates; Hylobatidae
Gene: ASPHD2
Product: aspartate beta-hydroxylase domain containing 2
Cellular component (GO): membrane
Source: RefSeq, a predicted model, not a curated record